Nyctereutes procyonoides (raccoon dog) is the source of this 1518-nucleotide messenger RNA. RefSeq lists its product as uncharacterized. Lineage: Eukaryota; Metazoa; Chordata; Mammalia; Carnivora; Canidae. The transcript is spliced from 4 exons. The record is from RefSeq and is a predicted model, not a curated record. The coding region runs from base 554 to 1246 and encodes 230 amino acids.
ACAAGGCAGUUCUUUUCUGUCUGGGGGCCUCUUGUGGGCAGUCUGGGGGGUCCUUUUGCAUUGCCUCCCAGUGCUUCACAUGGAGCCAGGGCCAGAAUAAAGUCUGUAGACUAAAGCCUUUUCUGCCUGUGGGCAGUUAAGUGCCUUGCCCUGUUGGCCCCCCGGCCUCCUGCUGGCUCUUCUCAGCUCAGGCUGGCUAUACCAGCCAGGGCUCUAGGAAGGCUUGCUGAGCUCCCCUCUGUGGGAGAAAGAAGGGAGGGGAUGCAGCUCUGAACGGAAGGCCCCCAGAGAGAAGGGCAGAUGGAUCCAUCGACUGAAAUCACAUGAAUGGACCUCAGUGAGCACAAGGAAUCCACAUGGGUAUGUGUGUGGGGAGUUGAUGGUUCUGAAGGGCAGGGCUGGUCAGAGAGUCAGAGGGAGGCACAAACAGAGGUUUCCACAGAGAUACAGCUUUUCCCAGGCUCCCAGGCCCCAGCACCCAGGUCCUGGCUAUUCACUGCCAGCAAAUGGGCUGUCAUUCAUCAACAGAUAGCUCUGAUCUGCGGCCACUGGCAUGUGGCCACCUCCAGCUCCCUACUUCAACACUGCCAUGUUUCUCACUUCAGGGAAUCCCUCCUGCUUACCCUCCCACUCUGGGGCAGCUUGGCAGGCGGCCAGCCACUGGAGCCAAUCAGCUGCCAGCCUCCAAGGAAAACCAGGUCCACAGGCAGACUCCAGGUCAGCAGAAAGGCUUGUCCCCUGUGGCAGAAAGCAGAUUUUCCUUUCAUCCAGAGGCCACUGGCUACUCCACUCAUUACUGAAAAUGUCCGUGGUUUACAGACCCCCAUGGAGCUGUCGUGAAGAUGCUUUACCUUCUAGGAAGCCCCAGCUGGAAGCCCUUACCCACGGUGGUACUGCAGGAGAGAGGUGUGAGAGGCCCCUCCAGCCUCCUAGAUACCACGUGCCCGGGGCCACCCUCCUACGACUGGACGGCAGAGAACCGCCCUCCAAGGAUGUGCCAGGUGCGCCAGCCUUCAUUUCCUCACCCUCUACCUCUCCCCGCUGCCUCCUGGGUGGGCCUGGCCCACAGGGACCCAGCCUGGCCACAGCUGCCCCAGAGGCGAGGAAAAUGCACAGCACAGGCAUCUGCAAGCAGAGAGCUUCACAGGUAGUCACCAGCCUUCUGUGGCAUGUGGCCACACCUAACACGUGGAGGAACCGUGUAGCUCUUCUACAAGAGGCCCUGCUUGCCUGCCUACCUGCCUGAGAAGGACUGAGCACUGUGAGGCAGCAGACUCAAAAUAAUGGAGCUAAGAAGUGGCCCUGGGGAGCAGAGGCUCUUCCCCUAAACCAGCACCUACACUUGGCCUGCUCCUGGUACCCAAAGCAGCAGCCAGUUUCCCUCAGGGGGAAAAGAAAAAAAGUCACAAGGUUUCAAAGAGAACAUAGCAAAACAAGGUAUUUGUCAGAGCUGGUUUCAUAAAGCAAAUAAAUCAGAAUAAAAACAAGCCAUUUUUCUCUAGUCCUAAAAUGCUUUUG